This is a messenger RNA of Neurospora crassa OR74A, 564 nucleotides long. RefSeq lists its product as hypothetical. The transcript has a single exon. The record is from RefSeq and is a predicted model, not a curated record. The coding region runs from base 1 to 564 and encodes 187 amino acids. Lineage: Eukaryota; Fungi; Ascomycota; Sordariomycetes; Sordariales; Sordariaceae.
AUGUCGCUGAAAGAGUGCGUUCCACUUGAGGGCUUCAUGUGGCAGGAUCGCCCGACCGUACUUCGCAGCCUGGAGCAUGACAAGCUUGUUUUGAAAGCAUUCGUCAAGAAUGGUUUACCCAUUUGCCCUGGAAACAUUGGCUAUGAGCUUAACAUUGUGACCAUGGUUGCCGGACAAGAACUCGGUUUUUACCGACUUCUUCCAGGGGGGAGGGGGAAGCCCAAGGAUAUCGGUGGACGAGAGUAUCAGUUUCUCUCCACCCUGGCCGAAGAUGUCCGCAUUGGUCGUCGCAUGCCGAAGCACGUCUUCAUCGAGUUCUUCCGCGAGCUUGUCAACGCUCGCAGCGGUUUCUUGACCCACCACCCGGACUACACCGGAACUAUCUCCUCGGUUGCCGAGAAGAUGGACAUUUUUCUGAGGAAAACAGAGGGGCACUAUUCCGAGGUCGAGCUUUCCAAGCGACUUGAGGAGGAAAUCCUGAAGGCAGAGGGUGGACAGGGACCUGUGGCUGCAGAGCAAACUGGAGGAGCGGCAGGAGGUUCAGAGGCGAUGGAUCUCUCUUAG